Protobothrops mucrosquamatus (brown spotted pit viper) is the source of this 1750-nucleotide messenger RNA. It is a transcript of the gene AFG1L, whose product is annotated as AFG1 like ATPase. NCBI's taxonomy places the organism in Eukaryota, Metazoa, Chordata, Lepidosauria, Squamata, Viperidae. The transcript has 13 exons. The record is from RefSeq and is a predicted model, not a curated record. Gene Ontology annotation, molecular function: ATP hydrolysis activity; ATP binding. Gene Ontology annotation, cellular component: mitochondrion; cytoplasm. Bases 2 to 1426 code for a protein of 474 amino acids.
GAUGGCGGCUCCCGUGUCGCCCUUGGUUACUGGGCGCCGCUUGAUAAAAGCUGCCAUUCGACCCGCCGCUCUCGUCCUAACGUGCUGGGCCCCGCGGAAAGCAUAUACAGUUCAGGUAGCAGAAAAAGCCACUGCUGGUGGUCUAGCAGAUGCUAAUUCGAAAGCCUUAUUGCUUUGCAAUGGACCUUUAGAACAUUAUGAAUUUCUUACCAAAGUGGAGCAGCUGAGGAAUGAUGAACAGCAGCAAAAAGUCAUGCGGUGCCUGCAGAAACUACAUGAAAGUCUUAAGGGGUACAACCUCAGCCCAAAACACAUAUUCUCAAAGCUUUUUACAAGACGUAAACCUCCAAAAGGCCUUUAUAUCUAUGGCGAUGUUGGCACAGGAAAGACAAUGGUGAUGGACAUAUUUUAUUCUCAUCUACAAGUAGAAAGAAAAAAGAGAGUCCAUUUCCAUGGCUUCAUGCUUGAUGUGCACAAAAGAAUACAUUGCCUUAAACAGAGUCUGCCAAAACGAACAGCUGGAUUAAUGGCUAAAUCAUAUGAUCCAAUAGCUCCUAUAGCUGAUGAAAUAAGUGAGGAAGCUGGUCUCUUGUGUUUUGAUGAAUUUCAGGUCACAGAUAUUGCUGAUGCUAUGAUUCUCAAACAGCUUUUUGAAAACCUGUUCCGAAACGGUGUCAUCGUUGUAGCCACAUCAAACAGGCCACCAGAAGAUCUCUAUAAAAACGGGCUUCAGAGAGUUAACUUUGUGCCAUUCAUUGCUGUACUAAAGAAACACUGCAAUACCAUCCAACUGGAUUCUGGAAUAGACUACAGGAAGCGUGCACUGCCUGCUGCAGGAAAGCUUUAUUACCUCACAAGUGAAGCUGAUGUGGAGGCUGUCAUGGAUAAGUUGUUUGAUGAGCUGGCUCAAAAACAAAAUGAUUUAACUAGACCAAGGAUUUUAAAAGUACAAGGCAGAGGACUGAGAGUGAAUAAAGCAUGUGGAACCAUUGCAGACUUCACAUUUGAAGAGCUGUGUGACAAACCUCUUGGAGCCAGUGAUUAUUUGGAAAUAUCCAAGAAUUUUGAUCUGGUUUUUGUUCAUGAUAUACCUCUCCUUACAAUGGCAAAAAGAACCCAAGCGCGACGCUUCAUCACUCUCAUUGAUACCUUUUAUGAAAAAAAGGUGCGGAUUAUUUGCUCUGCAUCAGCUCCCCUCCAGAGAAUAUUUAUUCAAGCGGACCAUGAUAGUGGACUGGAUGAGAAAAGGGUACUGAUGGAUGAUUUGGGGUUGAGCCAGGAUUCAGCUGAAGCACUUUCGAUGUUUACGGGAGAGGAAGAGAUAUUUGCCUUUCAACGUACUAUCUCGCGACUUACUGAAAUGCAGACAGAGCAAUACUGGAAAGAUGGGGAUCGGAGCAAAAAAAAGUUGCAGCCGGAAAGUUAAAAAUAAAGAGUAACUGAAAAGAAAAAGAGCUUUUUUUAAAGAGGCGCAUUAACUAACUUGACACUUUAUGUUAGUGUUAAAAAUUACAGCAUUAUUUACUGGCCCCAUUUAAUGCCAAUCUAUAGAUACAAUUUUAUUUAGUCUAGCAUGAAAACUUUAUUGACCAAAUAAAAAUUUCCUUUUAACUGUUGAUGACAGGAAAAAUAGAUAAAACAUAUUUAUUACUGGCCAUAUCACACUGUAGUUUGCACAAAUAAAAGAUACAAGGUAGAAACGUUAAAUGCACAUUCUGAAUCUAUCAAUCUCUGUUCUAUUGUUGAAAAA